Linum trigynum is the source of this 6606-nucleotide messenger RNA. The record is from the annotation of a GenBank genome assembly. Lineage: Eukaryota; Viridiplantae; Streptophyta; Magnoliopsida; Malpighiales; Linaceae.
AUAACACCACAGGAAGAAUGAGACGUAAUUAGGUUUGAAAAGUGGAGCGGGAAAGCGAAGUGACGAGAGAGACGAAGGAAACGACACCGGAGUCCAAACAAUAAUGCAAACGAUUCUCAUGGAAAAGGCCGUGGCCCUGUUUUCCCACUUUCGCAGCAUCAACUUGUACUUCUUUCCGUGAACUUGAGUCGUCUAUGUUGCAUGCAAUCCUUUUUCCUUUUCAUCUAUCUAUUCCAAAUGAUCCUAAAAAAGUUACCCGUUCCCUAAUUCGAGUUGUCGAGAGAUGUUCAAUCAUGAAUCUUAUAUCGCAUAGCUUAAUAAAUGGGGAUCGUAGUGAAUCGUACACAAGACCUCUUGAUCACAGAAUACUCUGAUACCACAUAAAUAACCAAUUGAUUCCAAAAUUUUGGAGAGGUGUAAUAAUGAAUCUUAUAUCACAUAUAAUUCAAGAUAGCUGUAACUUCUCAUCAAUAUAUGAUUAUACGUUAAGAAGUGUAGACCUUAUCGUAAAUAGACAUUGGUAAAUGACUGGUUGAUAGCCUAAAACCUUCCUCCCCCGAAAAUCGAAAUUCAAUUCUGAUAGGUUACUGUGAUUUCUUAUUUCUAGCCCCCUCAUUCUAAAUUUCGGCUUUGUUAGUAUGUGGGAUCAACUGGUUCUUGAUAUGGUAUUAGUGCUUUUUAUGAUCGAGAGGUCUUGUGUUCGAAUUCUCACGAUCUCCAUUUGAUAAGCCAUGGUAUUCAAAUUGGUGCUAACUUCAAGCCCUUACAAGCGAUUUUCGUUUAAAGGGACGUGUUGGUAUGUGGUAUAAGAGGCAUUAUCAAACCUCUAUCAACAACCCGAGUUAUUGGAAUCAAUUGAUUUUUGACAAACUUCACUAGCUGACUGGUCAAUAAAUUAUCUCGAAUAAGCUUGGAACACGAAUUUUGUGAGCAUCAAAACCUUCAGAUGGAUUUUACAAUGCACGAAAAAACAUUUACAAAGUUACAGGUCGAGUAAAUACAUCAUCAUCGCCUCGAUAUACCGACGUAUUGUUGAUAGAGCAUCGAUGCCCUGAUCUAGGGCAUAUAUUAUGGAUAAUUUUAUGCGGUAGGUUGUAACUUGUCUUAGCUAUGAAACAAUCCCUAUACGGAAUGUCAAAUGGAUCAUCUAGAUCCAACAUAUCUAAUCAACAUUGGGCAUUUGCACGAGAAGAGAUAAAAUAUCAGCUCUCGUGUAUUCAGCAUUUGAGAUUUUCAACUCGAAAUUCAAACUGUUUUACCAUUCUGUCGCUAUAGGUCUUGAUUCUCUAUUGUUCUUCACCAAUUAUCAUGAGUUGGAGUUGGAGAUGCCAAUAGUACACAACCUUAUCACACACCAAGAAAUAAUGCAAAAGGAAAGAAAACAGGGCAAAAACAGAGCCAUACCUUCAUUCUCGUUGUAACAUGAUGACUUAAUUAAUAGCCUCUUCCUCAGGAAACAACAUAUUCCCCUGUUUUCUGUCCAAAGCCCACUACCCACACUGUCCUCUGGCUUUUUUUGGCUUUGCCUUCACGAGCACUGGAAACUGGACCACCCACUUCCAUUUCCAGCCAAAAAAACACCUUACCCCGUCCUUUCUAAGUUUCUAUCUCCCCUCCUCGUGAGCUCACUAAUGGCUUCCUCCUCCCUCCUUCCCAAACCCAACUCCAGCCACUGAAACUCCUUCCGCACCAUUUCCAUCAAUGGCUUCACACCACCAUCCACUCCUCUUCCCCGUUCUAGCCCUGCUAACCCUCUUCACCCCCACCUCGACCGCCAUUGACGAGGCUGCAAUCCCGCUCCUCGACGAAGUGUUCGGCCUAAUCGCCUUCAAAUCCGACCUCAUCGACCCGUCCUCCCACCUCUCGUCAUGGAACCAGGACGACGACUCGCCUUGCUCCUGGCGGUACAUCGCCUGCAACCCAGCCACCCGCCGCGUCUCCUCCAUCUCCCUCGACUCCCUGUCACUCUCCGGCAAGCUCGGCCGCGGCCUCCAGAAGCUGACUCACCUGAAAUCGCUCUCGCUCUCCAACAACAACAUCUCCGGUUCCAUCCCUCCUUCGCUCGGAUUCCCUUCUCUCCAGUCUCUUAAUCUUUCCCGCAACUCGCUCUCUGGCGCCGUUCCGGCCUCGUUUCUCGACCUGGACUCGUUGAAGUUCUUGGACCUUUCGCACAAUUUGCUCUCCGGCCCUCUUCCUGAGGACUUGUUCAGGAACUGCUCGUCUCUCCGUUGGAUCUCCCUGUCCGGGAACUCGCUCGAGGGUUCCAUUCCGUCGACAUUGUACGGGUGCUCUGCUCUCAACACGGUGGUUUUGUCAGGGAACCGAUUCUCCGGAUCGCCGGAUUUCUCCUCCGGGAUUUGGUCUCUUUCCCGGCUUCGGACUCUGGAUCUUUCCGGCAAUUCCUUCUCCGGGUCGGUCCCGGAAGGCGUGUACAGGCUGCGUAACUUGAAGGAGAUUCGAUUGCAGGGGAAUGGUUUCGCCGGGACGAUUCCUUGGGAUUUGGGGCUCUGCCCGCACUUGAAUCGGCUUGAUUUUAGCGAUAACGCGUUCAUCGGUCCGAUUCCGGAGUAUCUCCUGAGACUCGGAUCUCUCUCCCAUCUCAGCUUCUCAAACAACCUGCUCACCGGCAGUCUCCCUGACAGAAUCGGCGAGCUGACGAAGCUCGAGUUUCUCGACCUUUCCCACAAUGGCCUCGCCGGCGGCAUUCCGAGCUCAAUCGUCUCCUGCAGCGGGCUCUCCGUGAUUAGGCUGCGAGGUAACAACUUCAAUGGCACCAUACCCGAUCAAAUGUUCACCAAUCUCGGCAGUCUGGUGGAAGUGGACUUCUCCGGCAACCAACUAGUGGGAGCCCUGCCUCCGGCUUCCCCUGCAUUCUUCAGCUCCAUUCAGAUUCUGGAUCUAUCCGGCAACCAACUCACCGGACACAUCCCGGCGGGGAAUGGACUAAUCUCCUCCGGCUUGAAACACUUGAACUUGUCCUGGAACGACCUCCAUUCAACUCUCCCUCCUGAGCUUGGCUACUUGCAGAACCUUGAGGUUCUGGAUUUGAGGUACAGCACCAUUCAUGGCUCCAUCCCUGCAGAUUUAUGCGAAUCAGGGAAGCUCGCCAUUUUGCAACUAGACGGAAAUUCCCUCUUCGGUCCCAUUCCUGAAGAAAUCGGAAACUGCUCUUCUCUCUACUUGCUGAGCUUGUCCCACAAUAACCUGACUGGUCCAGUCCCAAACUCCAUCUCCAAGCUAAGCAAGCUCGAAUUCUUGAAAUUGGAGUUCAAUUCGCUAACCGGAGAACUUCCAAUGGAGCUAGGAACACUGGAGAAUCUCCUCGCCGUCAACGUAUCUCACAACCAGCUCGUCGGCCGGCUCCCUGAAUCCGGAAUUUUCCCCAGCUUAGACGCCAGCGCGCUGCAGGGCAACUUAGGGAUCUGCUCCCCAUUGCUGAAGGGACCCUGCAAGUUGGACGUCCCCAAGCCGCUCGUCCUCGACCCUUUCGCCAACGCCGGAGACCAGACCAGGAACCGAAACAGGAACCCGGAAUCACCUGCGUCUUCUUCUUCUUCCUCCAGCGGUCACCGCAUGUUCCUCACCGCCUCCGCCAUCAUAGCCAUCUCCGCCGCCGCGUUCAUCAUCGUCGGAGUCGUCGUGGUCACCUUGCUCAACGCCUCGGCCAGGAAGCGGCUUGCGUUUGUGGAGCACGCGCUGGAGAGCAUGUGCUCCAGCUCCGUCUCCAAAUCGUCCGGCAACCUCGCCGGCAGCAGGCUCAUCCUGUUCGAUUCCAAAUCGUCGUCGUCGUUGAUUCGCCGACAUCUGACCGACGACGAGACCAACAACCCGGAGUCGCUACUCAGCAAAGCGGCGGAGAUCGGGGAAGGCGAGCUGGGAACGGUCUACAAACUCCCCCUCGGUUCAACCGGACGAACCGUCGCGGUCAAGAAGCUCGACGGGUCGAAAAUCGUCCAGUUCGCCGACGAUUUCGACAGAGAAGUUAGACUUCUCGGGAAGGUGAAGCACCAGAAUCUACUUUCCCUAAAAGGAUUCUACUGGACGCCGCGAUUGCAACUUCUGAUAGCAGAGUACGCCCCCAACGGCAGCUUGCAGGGGAAGCUCCACGAACGGUCGCCGUCCACCCCGGCGCUGACUUGGGCCGAGAGGUUUAAGAUCCUAUCAGGAACGGCCCAUGGGCUGGCCCAUUUACACCACGGGUUCCGCCCUCCGAUCAUCCACUACAACGUCAAGCCCAGCAACGUUUUACUAGACGCGGAUAUGAACCCGAAGGUGUCGGACUACGGGCUGACGAGGCUGCUGACUCAGCAGGAGGAGAGCCACGUCGUCGUCGGGUACGCGGCCCCCGAGGUGGCGUGCCGGAGCCUGAGGGUGAGCGAGAAGUGUGACGUGUACGGGUACGGCGUCGUGGCGCUGGAGGUGGUGACGGGACGGCGGCCGGUGGAGUACGGAGAAGACAGCGUGGUGAUACUGAGCGAUCACGUGAGGGGAUUGCUGGAGGAAGGGAAUAACGUGCUGGAGUGCGUGGAUCCGGCGAUGGGAGGGAGCUGGCCGGAGGAGGAGGUUCUGCCGGUGCUGAAGCUGGCGCUGGUUUGUACGUCGCACGUGCCUUCUAGCCGGCCGUCGAUGGCGGAGGUUGUGCAGAUCUUGCAAGUCAUAAGGACUCCACUUCCGUAAGGACGUUGAUGAAUUGAUGACUGUAAUUUUUUUUCUUUCUUUUUGUCUUGCUAUAAUUAUUUAAUUUCUUUUCUCUCCGUUCUUUUCACUAUGUUGAUCAAAUUAGUUUUCAUUAGAGGAAUAUUUUUCAGUUAUGUUACUAUACUUGGUCCUCUCUUUUUGUUUUGCUCCUCCUACCUUCUCUCCAUAGGUGUGCUCCUGUCAUUAGAGAAAUUCGUCAAAAAACGACGUGUUUGAGUUUGAUGAAUAUUCGAUAAAAUUAUAGAAAAGUUGAAACAAGUAUACACAACAUGUUUCGUUAAAGAGUAAUAAACUGUUAACUAAUCGCGACUCAAGGGGACUAUUAACUUUUCUACAAAGGAGGAUCAUAAGGUCUAACAAAUACUCAUUCAUAUAUAAUUGGACACUACCAAAUCUCUUAAGAUAAUACAUGCCUUCAAAGAGGACUUACUCAUGCAAACUACUUGAUUAUAUUGAUGAUUAAGGCUUUUGAGUUUGAAAACCUGUACGAGUUAAAAAAAUCGUACCCCACAAGUAUGAACGAUCAAAACACCUUACUAAUUAAACAUAUAUAAAGAUGAAAUAUAAUGUAUAAGAGAUACAAGGCAGUCAGGAAUUCUACAACAAUUGACGUUGAAGAACCUCAGCCAAAUCAAGUUAAGCAUCUAUGAGAGACGUAAAGGUUGAAUACAGUUGUUACUCCUGGCAUUCCUAGCAAAAUAUAACGAGCAAAAUAUGACGAAUAUGGAGCUAUUGGGGUGGUCUCAAGUAUACACGACAUGUUGUGCAAGAACUAACAAACGAUAGUGAAUACAUGGAUGCAAUAACACAUUCACUAACUAAGCUAUAAAAGAAAGCUAAGGAAAUAUGCAAGAAUCUAACCAUUUAUUGUCUCGAGCACAUACAAACAGAUGAAUGACUAUAAUGGUCCAAGCAAAUGAUCAAAGGUACACAAUCAUUGACUAGUCAAGCCCAAGCCAAAGAUAGUCGUGCCUUAUAACUUACCGACUUAAGUGUCGAAGAAUCAAUCGAUAUGAAGGAUUAGUAACCUUCUUAUCAGAAUAUAAGCCAUAGCCGGUAAGAACAACUGAUAAGUGUGCCUAAGAGUAUUUCCCUCAAAAAGAUGCUUAGAGUAUUAAGACCACUUAUCCCAUGGGAUAACAAAUAUAGGGAGCUUCUCACCAUCAUCAUUAUUUCAUUAAUUAGUACACUUUGUAAGGAAUGUGGAAUAAUUUCAAAUAAGGCAAUAAUGCUUCCUUGUGCACCACUCCAUUGCCUCCAAAAUCAACUCCCUUUCGACCCAUUUGGCCAAACAAAGUCUCCAUCGAAAGUCCCGUGUGAUUACUAGUGAAUUAAAAUGGAAGUUUCACACAUGGGCAGGCAGGCAGGCAUGCCUUACUUUCUACGGAUUCUCACUAAUGAGUAAACCCCCGCCAGCAACCCUAAUUAACUUAUUAAUUAAUUAACAAUUCAUGAGUACUCACGAUAAGUUGGCAAUUGUAAUUAGUUGUUGUCCUCUUGAUAUAAUCUUAAUUCUUAGCGAUUGCGAUUGAUGAAUAUAGUUGUAUAUGGCGUACGUUGAUGAAGAUUCAGAACUCGUGGUUCGUUAGAUACAGAGGUGUUUGAGUUCGGAUACGUUUGGAGGGUCAAUUCUUCAAUGUUUUAUUAAUUUGAUGUCUGUUCAGAAUUUCAAACGGUUCUUAAUAAUAACUGACAAUAAAAAUAUCGUGAAAUGAGGUCUAAAAUCCAUUUAUAUAAUGUUAUGAUUGGAUGAUGGAAGGGUUGACGGGUGGAUCAGGAAGGAAGAGAGAAGGACAAAUCAAUUAGGUUAUGGUGAUGAUGAGCAGUUUGAUUUCAACUAACUCAACCCACUCCACACCAACACUCUAUGCCGUCUCUAAUCCUCAUCCAUAAAAUUUUCUAUUUUUA